CAUGAGUCCCCAUUUUAUCACCCACACAGAAAACGAAUUGAGAAGAUAACGGAUUACAGGACGGUGCUUUUUCAGGGCUCAUUUCAAUUACUCCAGAUUUUCAUCCAAGAAUCAUCAAGAUGUUGAAAGCCAUAGGUAUUUCUGGGCUUACGAAGAAGAAUAAGAAGAAGGCAAUCAAGCCGUUCAAGAACUACUACAAGGAAUGGUUCAACACCCUCAAGAACUCCCUGCUGCCGCAGCUCAGCCGUGCCAUGGUGUCCUGCUCCUCCCCAACCCUCCUCGCCACCCACGUCGACGCCAUCCACCACCACUUCCAGGCCUAUUACGAAGAGCUCGAUCUCGCCGCCGCCUCAAUCGAUCAGGUCUCUCAUCUCCUCUACCCCGAUUGGCGUAAUUCCCUCGAACGGCCCUUUCUCUGGCUCGGCGAUCUGCACCCUUAUCUCUUCACCAACCUCCUCAGAUCGUUCCUCGAAGACGAAGAGUCGGAAGGGAGUUCCGAUAACGGCCGGACGGCCGCGAAUUUCCCGGAAAUCUGCCGGUUUCUUGACGCGAUGCCGUGGCAGGUUUUGAUGGCUUGGAAGAGUCCCACCAACACGUUGAUGGCGAAGGUGGAUCACAUUGAGUGUGGGUUGAGGCUAAUGGUGCCUUCUCUGGCGGCACGUGCGAGGAACGCGCAAGCCCUGUUCGUGGAGAGGGUGGGAUUUGAUUGGAAGAAGUUUGAUGGGAGGAAGGAGAAGAUGGAGGGAGCCAUUGAGGAGGCACUGACUGGUGAGAUGGAAGAGCUGGUGAAUGUGUUUUUGGAUGCUAAUCGGCUCAGGAAAAGUGCGCUUGCGGAUAUCUUGAAUGCCACCAAUGUUUAUCAGGCUGCCCUGUUUUUCGAAGCUCUGGCACGGUUUCUAGUUGGGUUUCAUGAUCAGAAACUGCUCAAGGAGUUUGAGAAAUGCAAGUUUCCUAUCAUUUGAGGGGGAAAAAAAAACUCUCUGGAUUUUUAUCAAUAGUGGAGGUUUUGAAGAGAAUUUUGUACAUUGUUCUGUGUUGGUGAGCAGCAAUUCCUUGAUGUUCGUUUUCCAGGAGCUUCAACAGGUUCUAAGGUUUGGCUAGCUGCUGUUUUGAGUGCUUUCUGUACCUUUUUAGUUCUUAGCAAUUUUGAACUGUUCAUCCUUCUGAAUUGUGUUUAGGGAUAUAGUUCUAAUUCCUCAAAUUUGGACCAUUUUGGUUCCAGUUUUCCAAUUUUUUGAGGGUGACAACAUCUUGUAGAAGUAGGUUCAGGAGUUUUGACUAUAGGAAAAUAGUUCAGCUUAAAAGAUGCUGCAUUAGUACUUGUGGUUGUGGAAGGUAUGAAUGAUAUCUUC
Messenger RNA from Oldenlandia corymbosa var. corymbosa, 1352 nucleotides. The record is from the annotation of a GenBank genome assembly. Lineage: Eukaryota; Viridiplantae; Streptophyta; Magnoliopsida; Gentianales; Rubiaceae.